Molecule: messenger RNA, 1423 nt
Organism: Volvox carteri f. nagariensis
Lineage: Eukaryota; Viridiplantae; Chlorophyta; Chlorophyceae; Chlamydomonadales; Volvocaceae
Product: Selenoprotein T
Exons: 3
Biological process (GO): cell redox homeostasis
Cellular component (GO): endoplasmic reticulum membrane
Molecular function (GO): thioredoxin-disulfide reductase (NADPH) activity
Source: RefSeq, a predicted model, not a curated record
CAAACAUAUUCUGACAAGGAGAGCAACCGAUUGCGAUUUUUAGUAUAACAGGUCAGCAUUUGACUCUAAACACCUGUAUUUUUCCUUACCUGGUCCUGUCCAAGCCGUCAAGGUCUUUGCAUAAAUCCAGUUCUACAAAGGCUAAACGUUAUGCAGUUAAACAUCGCGAAAGGAGCCCUACUUCUUGGAAUUGUAGGCCUAAUGUUUAGCGCGGAUGUAAUGAGUAUGUUUGGGGGUGCUCGAGUGCAAAGUCCCAUAGAUCCAGAUGGUGGCCUUUCGCUGGGUGGACGGGUGCAUAUCUCCUUCUGCAGUAGCUGAGGAAUGCGUGGCGCGUUCGGUCAAGUCCAACAGCUCGUCCGAACGCGUUUUCCCGGGGUUGAGGUUCACGGUACCACGUACCCCUUGCCGGCAUGGAAGAGGCCGCUGGUCACGGCGGCUAGGAGCAUACAGAUGACGGCCUUGGCGUUCUGCAUAGCUGGAGACCACAUUUUCAGGCAGCUCGGAAUGCAGCCAGUGGCUUGGUACACGCAGAACGUGGCAUCCAACCGGCCCGGUGCCGUGAUGGGCGUCUGGUUCGUAGGCAACAUGCUGAUUACUAACCUUCAGAACACGGGGGCGUUUGAAAUAUACUUUGACGGACAGCUGAUCUUUUCCAAGCUGGCGGAAGGUCGCAUGCCCACAAUGGCAGAGCUUUUGGGCCCUAUGGAGGCCUACUUUGCAACGGGGGCUGGCGGUGGGUCCAGGACGGCGAUGACCGACGCAGCAGCAGCAGCUGUUAGGGCCGGAGGUAACGCUCCACGGGAUUCCCGGGCGAGACCGGCUGGCAACGGCGCAGGGGUAGUGGCUCCGGAACCAGACCACGACGGGGAGCUUUAGCACACACAUGGCAAUGAACUCCUUGAGGAGAGAAGACUACUUAAUGUGAAGCACCCAUUGCUCCGUGGAGGAUGCUGCUGGCGGGAGAGCGGGACACAGGGUGGUAGUGGCAGUGGCGUGUCGGGCGGCGUGUGUAGGGCAGGGAAAAGGCUCCGGAUGACGGCGGGCGGCCGAACCUAACGACCCACGGGUCGUUGGAGGCGCUUCACCUGAUCGGGUACGUGGAGUUCUUUUCCUGUUUUUUUCCUACAGACGCACACACUUGUGGCACAGCACGGCUCGAUGCUGGCUCAUGGCGUAAUGGUCCUGCGUGUCUUGCUGCCAGGGAUUGAGGUGGUGGUUCUUAGUAGUAGAAUCUCCCUACACCCCCAAAAGUGUUUUCCGGGAGUGCUAGUCUUUUGAGUGGGAUGUGGUGAGAGACGAAAGAGAUGCAUAGAUAUUACACCGGGCUGACGCUCGGCGUUGCCUGCCGAUGCACGACGAGAAGCUCAAGUUGUGCAGCCAUAGCCUGCUGGAUUUAAUCUUCGUUGGUUUUAAUUAUAAAAAU